This is a messenger RNA of Atta colombica, 1145 nucleotides long. RefSeq lists its product as uncharacterized. Gene Ontology annotation, cellular component: mitochondrion; mitochondrial small ribosomal subunit. Bases 238 to 918 code for a protein of 226 amino acids. The transcript has 3 exons. The record is from RefSeq and is a predicted model, not a curated record. Lineage: Eukaryota; Metazoa; Arthropoda; Insecta; Hymenoptera; Formicidae. Gene Ontology annotation, molecular function: structural constituent of ribosome. Gene Ontology annotation, biological process: mitochondrial translation.
UCUAUAACCUCUCUUGCAAUCUUAAUCUCAAAACACUGUUUAUUGUUAUACAAAAUACGCAUAAUUUUCAUAAAGUAAACGUUGAUUUUAAUGUUGCAUUUCACGGAUAAUCGAGGACAACAUUAAGAAAGAAUCGGGACAACAACUCGGUACACAGAAUUAAUCAGCAGGAGGAAAAUUUGUAGAGAGUCAGAAAUCUGGUGAAUCCGGCAGUCGUUUACCGGGCAACUGUUCACAAUGCCUAUAAAAUUCAUCGGUCGCACGACAGAUUUCAAGGGAAAGCCCUUAUGGGAAAUCGUGGCAAACUUGAAGAACUUUGGCGUUGGCAGACUCGUGAUAAGAAAUCGCUUUCAGAGAUAUCCCGAGCCUUGUUACAUGAAAAUACUGAAGGUCGCUGGGAUGCCCUUACCCGAUCAACCCUAUAUCGACCGCAAAGUUAUGGUGUUAGUUGAGAAAGUCUUCCGUGGCAACAAAAGCUCGAAACCAGUGCAACUGGAUGGUUCGACUUACAAGGCAGAUUAUGUGCUGAUUCCUAAGGAUCAGGAGCAUAUAUUUCUUAAUAACACGAAGGUAGUGGAGAAGAGAAUCCUACCCAGGACAACGGAACUUCCACCAUUAUUCUCACAGUUGAUAAUAAAUCAGAUGAAGGCAAAAGGCAUCGCUGUGUCCACAGAACCAAAAUUAAAUCUUCAAUAUAAUCUCACAGCAACAGAUAUUAAGAAUUACAGAAUAGCUAAGGAAGGUGAAAUCCCAACGAUGAAAUUGAACUUUAAGGUGGACGAGUCUAGUCCAUUUUUCCCAAAGCCAGAAGAGACAGCAACCUUGAAGAAACGUAAAAAGAAAACAAUCCGAAUUCUCAAAGCUUCAUUUCAUUGGAUGUAUAAAAUUCGGGAGCAUCCAUUUUUUCUGCUCGAAUGAUCUACAAUUUAUGCAAGAACCAUUAUUUAUUUUUCAAUUCCUUAAUUAUAUACCAAUAAUACCUUCCAAAACUGACGCAUCUCCUGAACAUCCGUUUUUUUUCUAACAAGCCAACCACGAACAUAUCUCUGUAUAUGUAAGGCGGCCUCCUCUUUAGUCCACAACCACGAUUUUGGAUAAAUUGGCCUAGGACUAAAAAAAAAAGAUGUAAAAUAAAAUAUAAUUUU